This is a messenger RNA of Choloepus didactylus (southern two-toed sloth), 2985 nucleotides long. It is a transcript of the gene ARFIP1, whose product is annotated as ADP ribosylation factor interacting protein 1. The record is from RefSeq and is a predicted model, not a curated record. Gene Ontology annotation, cellular component: trans-Golgi network membrane. Lineage: Eukaryota; Metazoa; Chordata; Mammalia; Pilosa; Megalonychidae. The transcript is spliced from 8 exons. The coding region runs from base 263 to 1288 and encodes 341 amino acids. Gene Ontology annotation, biological process: regulation of Arp2/3 complex-mediated actin nucleation; intracellular protein transport. Gene Ontology annotation, molecular function: phospholipid binding; protein domain specific binding.
CAACCUCUGGAGGCGAAGUGGGGAGGCCGCCGGUCCGGGUGUCCUCGGCGGUUGGUCAGUGAGAGGCUGUGACAGCUGCAGUUGCUCCCCGCCCCCGAGGAUCCGACGUGCGUGGGGGAGAGGGGGAAGGUAAGGGAAGUAGGAAAAGACACCGAUCGCGUCUCUGCUCAGUUCUUGCAGGAUUGAGGCGAUCCCAGAGAGCAGCGGCAGGGAUAAGUCGCAGCGUGUGAGCUGCCGGAGUUCCCGCAGACAGGAAUCUGCCAUGGCUCAUGAAUCUCCCAAAAAUUCCGCAGCAGAAAUUCCAGUUACUAGUAAUGGAGAGCUUGAUGACUCUCAUGAACAUGGCUUUAAUAGGGAUUUGAAGCGUUCAUUACCAGCUGGACUUGGUCUUUCAGAAACCCAGAUUACAUCUCAUGGCUUUGAUAGUACCAAAGAAGGGGUUAUUGAAGCAGGAGCAUUUCAAGGUGGCCAGAGAACACAAGCAAAAAGUGGACCAGUUAUUCUAGCAGAUGAAAUUAAAAAUCCUGCAAUGGAAAAGUUAGAACUUGUUAGAAAAUGGAGCCUAAACACCUACAAGUGUACUCGGCAAAUUAUCUCUGAGAAGCUAGGCCGUGGCUCAAGAACUGUGGACCUUGAACUGGAAGCUCAAAUUGAUAUAUUAAGAGAUAACAAGAAAAAGUAUGAAAAUAUUUUAAGAUUGGCUCAGACGUUGUCCACCCAGCUUUUCCAGAUGGUGCAUACCCAAAGGCAACUUGGAGAUGCAUUUGCUGACCUGAGUUUGAAGUCACUAGAACUCCAUGAGGAAUUUGGCUAUAAUGCAGAUACCCAGAAGCUGCUGGCUAAAAAUGGAGAGACUCUUCUUGGUGCCAUCAAUUUUUUCAUCGCCAGUGUGAACACUUUGGUGAAUAAAACAAUUGAAGAUACAUUAAUGACUGUGAAACAGUAUGAAAGUGCCAGGAUUGAAUAUGAUGCCUAUCGUACUGAUUUAGAAGAACUGAAUCUUGGGCCACGUGAUGCAAACACUCUGCCAAAGAUUGAGCAGUCACAGCAUCUGUUCCAAGCACAUAAGGAAAAAUAUGACAAAAUGCGCAAUGAUGUUUCUAUCAAGUUGAAAUUUCUGGAAGAAAAUAAGGUUAAAGUGUUGCACAAUCAGCUGGUCCUUUUCCACAACGCCAUUGCCGCUUACUUUGCCGGGAAUCAGAAGCAGCUUGAACAGACACUUAAACAGUUCCAUAUCAAAUUGAAAACCCCUGGAGUGGAUGCCCCUUCUUGGCUUGAAGAACAGUAAUCACACCUGGGGAAAAAAAAGUCACCUUGUUCUAUUUCUAAACAAACCUAAUAAGAAGUAGGCAGAGUUGGGGGAAGUGGGGAGGGGUGACAACCAUUGUAAUGAUUUGUGCACAGACAGCUUUAAUUUUUCCCUUUUUCAUACUUUUACAAUUGAACUAUUAAAUUUGAUGGGAAAGUGGGUGGCUUUAAUGUAAACAUAAUUUCUAUAAUCUGGACACAAUUUUCUUUUUUGAGAAAUCCUUUUGUAUCGUGAGGGUUGGUGGAUAUUUCUGUAGUUUGAAAACAUCUAAUGUAGAUUUGCACUGACAAGAUAAAAAUUUGAGGGUUUCGGUCCUGGAAAUGAGGGCCAGUUGUAACUUUUCCAAAGGGAGGUUUACAUGAUUUGUAUCAACAUCAGAUAUUUUAUAUAAGAAUAUAUUAAACAUCUUUAAGAGUUUCAUUUUCAUGUAUUGUCUUAAAGAGAAAAGAAACUAUUUUGCAAAGUAAAAUUGUAUUCUGUUCCUGCAGCAUCCAUGCAGAGGCAGCAGCUCUAAUGAAUGGUUUGUGGAGUUGUGGCAAAUAACUUUUUAAAAAUGAAUCUGUACCAGUGUAAGUUUGUUUAAACUUUUUUUUACAGAUGCAGGAAACACAUUGUCAUUUAUGUGAGGCUUUUAAGCUUAUGAAUUUGCAUUACCCAAAGUUAUUGGGCAUUUAUGUUAGCAAUUUCUUUUGAUUCAUAAUGAAACCUGCUUAAGAAAAAAAAUUUUUUUUAACAGGUAGACUUGGGAUAAAGAUUCUCAAUGGUUUCUAGAGUAGAAAUCUGUACUUAGGAAGCUAGUUUUGGGGUAAACGUGAAUUCCUAGACAGCUUUCAUUAACUUUCCAAACCUAACUACACCGUUUAAGCCUUAAAUCACAAAUAUGUGCCUUCUCAGAUACAGUAAUUCUCAUUCAACCAAUGUACACAACCCAUAAAGAAACCCCUUUCAGAUAAUGUUUGAUGUGUCUGUUCCUUCCUUGGAAAAAAGCACUGUGUAUAAAUGUUGGGUUUCUUUGUGCUCAUUAAACCACAUGUGAAGUUUAUGAUGAAAUCAACUUUUGAGUUUGCUUUUUUGUUUUUUCUUUAUUCCUUUUGAGGAAUGGAAAAAGUGGGGCAGUUUUUCAUUUAGGUAUUGAAAAGGUAAUGUACGACAGUGCAUUGGUACCAGGAAAAAAGGAUUUUGGAAAGGCCAGUGGGGUUUUAGUUGCUGAGCAGUGUUGAUUAUAUGUCAUAUGGUUGGAUUGUCUGCUGUGUGGUUCUUUCAGUAAUGUAAUCCUAUUCAAUGUAAAGUUCUCUUAAUUUUUAUUAUAGACAUAAAUUAAUAUUUUGAGAGUUAUCUUUUCAUCUGUUCAUUUCUUUUGUGUUGAAAUGAAGUACUUAAAAUUACUGUUAUACAUGAACUUUGUGGACUGUAAGAUUUGUUAUAUAUGUUCAAAUGCCUUUUAGCUGGCUUUUUAAUUAAUAUACCUGUUUUCAGUGCUUAAUACAAUGUAAUGGGAUUGUAAAUCUUAAACCUAUUUUAAAUCAUUCCUUCCUGUAUAUUUGUAUUCUGAGAGAGCCUUAUUUUAUUCUUCCAGAAGAAUUACUACUUGUGAUAUAGUUCAUUUACAUUCCCCAGAAUGUGCCUCUGGUGUGAAUUUUGUACUCUUAUUAAAAGUGUUUGCUGCCAUAUCUUGU